Molecule: messenger RNA, 4142 nt
Organism: Dama dama (fallow deer)
Lineage: Eukaryota; Metazoa; Chordata; Mammalia; Artiodactyla; Cervidae
Product: A-kinase anchor protein 10, mitochondrial-like
Exons: 2
Coding region: 1-1671 (556 amino acids)
Biological process (GO): intracellular protein localization
Cellular component (GO): plasma membrane
Source: RefSeq, a predicted model, not a curated record
AUGACAGAAGAAAAAGAGCUGAGAGUUAUUCACUUAGCUGGCUUAUCCAGUUCCACAUGGAACUUGGCAAAUGGAACUGAACUGGGACAGGAUAUCAGUCAUGCCUAUGGAUAUGCUCCAGGGGAGCAGGAGAAGACCCCAGAUGUCAAGUCAGUCAAAGCUUCAAUAUCCGUACAUUCCCCACAAAAAAGCACUAAAAAUCAUGCCUUGCUGGAGGCUGCGGGACCAAGUCAUGUUGCAAUCAAUGCCAUUUCUGCCAACAUGGACUCCUUUUCAAGUAGCAGGACUGCAACGCUUAAGAAACAGCCCAGCCACAUGGAGGCUGCUCACUUUGGGGACCUGGGCAGAUCUUGUCUGGACUACCAGACUCAGGAGGCCAAAUCAAGUCUUUCAAAAACCCUUGAGCAAGUCUUGCAUGACACCAUGGUCCUCCCUUACUUCAUUCAAUUCAUGGAACUUCGGAGAAUGGAGCAUUUGGUUAAGUUUUGGUUGGAAGCUGAAAGUUUUCACUCCACAACUUGGUCCCGAAUAAGAGCACACAGUCUGAACACAGUGAAGCAGAGCUCAUUGGCUGAACCUGUCUCUCCAUCUAAAAAGCCCGAAACCACAGCAGCUUUUGUAACCGAGUCUCUUAACAGGAGGUUGGAGGAUUCUGGCUCAGCCCAUCUGGAAGGAAUUGACUUGAAUAAUAGAACUAGCAACACCCAGAACCACUUGCUUUCCCAGGAGAGUGACAACGCCCAUUCUCUCCACCUAGAGACAGCCAGGACAGGAACUCAUCGGGGCUCCCUGGAAACCCAGGAGUCCUCCAGGCUCAUGGUAGCCAGUAGAAGUAGUCCAUCUUCUCCACUGAAGGAAUUAUCAGGAAAAUUAAUGAAAAGUAUAGAGCAAGAUGCAGUGAAUACUUUUACCAAAUACAUAUCUCCAGAUGCUGCUAAACCGAUACCAAUUACAGAAGCAAUGAGAAAUGACAUCAUAGCAAAGAUUUGUGGAGAAGACGGGCAGGUGGAUCCCAACUGUUUCGUUUCUGCACAGUCCAUAGUCUUCAGUGCAAUGGAGCACGAGCACUUUAGUGAGUUUCUACGAAGUCACCAUUUCUGUAAAUACCAGAUUGAAGUGCUGACCAGUGGAACUGUUUACCUGGCUGACAUUCUCUUCUGUGAGUCAGCCCUCUUUUAUUUCUCAGAGUACAUGGAGAAAGAGGACGCAGUGAAUAUCCUACAGUUCUGGUUGGCAGCAGACAACUUCCAGUCUCAGCUCGCUGCCAAAAAAGGGAUGUACGACGGACAGGAGGCACAGAAUGACGCCAUGAUCUUAUAUGACAAGUACUUCUCCCUCCAGGCCACACACCCUCUUGGAUUCUGCGAUGUUGUGCGACUGGAAAUUGAAUCCAACAUCUGCCGGGAAGGUGGGCCACUCCCUAACUGUUUCACCGCUCCGUUACGUCAGGCCUGGAUGACUAUGGAGAAGGUCUUUUUGCCUGGCUUUUUGUCCAGCAAUCUGUAUUAUAAAUACUUGAACGAUCUCAUCCACUCAGUUCGCGGAGACGAGUUCCUGGGAGGGAGUGUCUCACUGACGGCUCCAGGCUCUAUGGGUCCCCCUGAUGACUCCCACCCUGGGGCAGCCGACAGCUCCACCUCUCAGGUAGUGACCCGUGUGCCCAGCCGUUAGGGUCCUUUCCCUCAGAUCCUAGCAUCAGACCCCGUUUAUACGCUUUAGGUUGUAGAAGAAACAAGCAGAGAUAAAAUUAGCCUACUUACUAGAUACUCUAACCAAAUUCUUUCUGAUGAUUGACAAACGCGAAUUAACUUUUUGGCCAACCCAGUAGAAUGCCGUUUUUGUUUAGACACAAAGGCCUAGGUGCUAACCAUAAAAAGUAUUUUUACAUUUUUGGUUGAAGUAUAAUAAUAUGUUACAGGAAAGUCUACAUUUCAUAAUCAUGUACAGCUUGAAGAAUUUAGAUAAGCAAACCUAACCCAUGUGACCAGCAUCUAGAUCAAGAAAGAGAACACCUUACCAGGUUGUCAGACACUGUUGUCCCCUUCCUGUCACUGUCCUCCUCUUUUCUUUCCUUUUUUUCUUUUUUUUUUGUACAACCUUAUUGAGAUAUACUUCACAUACCGUACAGUUUAUCCAUUUACACUGUAUAAUUCAGUGGUUUUAUAGUUUAUUUACAGAGUUGCUUAACUCGCCACAGUCAGUUAUAGAACAUUUUUUUCACCCAAGAAAGGAGGCCUUUACCCUUUAACUCUUACCCUCCAAGUCCUCGUUCCUCCAGCCCUAGGUGGCUGCUAGCUGACUUUCUGUCUCUAUAGAUUUGCCUGUUCCAGACAUCUCAUAUAAGUGGAACCUUGUGAUAUGUUGUCCUUGUGACUGGCUUCUUUUUUCAAGGUUCAUCUGUGUUUUUAGCAUGUAUUGGAACUUUGUUCUUCUAUGGCCAAAUGACACUCCAUCAUACAGACACACCACAUUUUGUUUACUCCUCAGCUCGUGAACGUCGGGAUUAUUGCUUUUGGCUGUUAGGAGUCACGCUGCUGUACAGUUUUUGUGUGGAUGUGUAUUUUCAUUUCUCUGGUGUACAUACCUAGGAGUAGGAUGGCUGGGUCAAAUGAUGACUAACUCAGUCUUGAUUACUGUUCCUUUGUAAUAAGUUUUGAAAUCGGGAAAUGAGAGUCCUCCAACUUAGUUCUAGUUUAUAGGUUUUUGAAAGCUUUGAAAUCAGGAACUGUGUGUGUGUGUGUCCUCUGACUUUGCAUUUUUUUCAUUUGCAAGAUUGAUUUGGAUGUUCUGGUUCCUUGUAGUUUCAUGUGAAUUUCAGGAUCAGCUUUAACAUUUUGGGUCAGAAUUACAUUGAAUCUGAAGGUUCCUUUAGAAAGUGUUGCCAUCUUCACAGUAUUGAGUCUUACAGUCCAUGAACACGGAAUACCAUUCCAUUUAUUUAUGCCAUCUUUUAUUUCUUUCAGCAGUGUUUUGUAGUUUUAAGUGUACACUUUUUACACCUCCUUGAGUCAGGUUAUUCCUAAGUAGUUUAUUAUCUUUGAUGCUAUUAUAAACAGAAAUUGUUUCCUUAAUUUAUUUUUCUGAUUCUUCACCAAAUGUGUAGAAAUGUUACGGUUUUUGUGUGUUUAUCUUGUACCUUCAACUUUACUGAAUUCAUUUGUUAGCUCUAAAUAGUUGUCUGUGGAUUCUUUAGGGUUUUCUAUGUCUAAGAUCAUGUCAUCUGCAAAUAGAAAUAGUUUUCUUUCUUAUCAACUUUGGAUGUCUUUUAUUCCUUUUCUUGCCUAACUGCUCUGGCUAGAAAUUGCAGUACAGUGUUGAACAGAAGUGGUGACAGUGUGCAUCUUUGCUGUAGAGUGUUCUCUAAGUGUCUGGUCCAUUACUUUUUUAUAUAUAUAUUUUUAAUUUAACCUGUGCUUUAGUCAUUGAUGUUAAAGGUAUUCCUAUCUGUUGUUACUUUAAACAAUGCUGCAACAAAUAAUCUUGUGUAUAAGUCAUUUUGUAUAAAUCUAUUUAUGAUUGAAUUUUAGAAGUGGAGUCACUGGGUCAACCCAUGCCUCUAUUUCAUAGAGGUACCAGUUCUGACUUGCUUUCUUUGUGGGCAUGAGGAGUGGGAGGUAAAAUACUAUUCGUUUUAGCAAGUUUCCUCCAUCUUCUGUUUUGUCACAUGGCCACACUAAGAAUCAAAAGGUCAAGCUUUGUAGGUUAUUAAAACUUAAAAUUUUUUCUGUUAAGUUGAAGGAAGAACAAACUACUAUCAGUAAACAACCUAUUAUAUCAGUUGUAUAUAACCUAUUAAUGCCUAAAAAAAAUAAGCCAUGCAGAUGAGUAAAUGCUAACAAAAUGCCCCCAAUAGUUUAUAGACUUUUUCCCUCUGAUAAGGGGUCUCCUCAAAGUAAUUUUAAAAAUUAACACAAGUCCAAGUUAUCUUUACUUUCUAUCACUGCUAUAAAAUGCUUUCCAAACCUUUCAACAGUCAUUUUCUAAAUGACUCAGGUCAUAAGGGAGAUAAGGGAGGCCUCAGCCACAUUGAUCUUCAGUAUUAAAAUGCAUGUCUAUGGUGGGAAAUGACAUCUUCCUUUAUGAGAGAAAAACUAAAGUACUAUCUGGGUAUGAAUAAUUCAGCCUCUAUCAAGUUGCAAGUU